Molecule: messenger RNA, 3753 nt
Organism: Polistes canadensis
Lineage: Eukaryota; Metazoa; Arthropoda; Insecta; Hymenoptera; Vespidae
Gene: ChT
Product: high-affinity choline transporter 1
Exons: 8
Coding region: 805-2589 (594 amino acids)
Biological process (GO): transmembrane transport; choline transport; acetylcholine biosynthetic process
Cellular component (GO): plasma membrane
Molecular function (GO): choline:sodium symporter activity
Source: RefSeq, a predicted model, not a curated record
GUACGUACAGAGAGCCACCGACCGUUCAGUACGGGGUGGCCUCCGCGACAGUCAGGGACAGUUCCUUUUGCCACCACCGAUUAAAGGACAACGACAAGGAAACAAUUCAUCUUAACACGCCAUCCUUUCUUAUUCUUAAUAUCUUUAUUUAUUUCUUUCAUCUACUUCUUAUUCUAUAUUUAAUUGAACAUCUGAAAGUUACAUUGAAAUUUCUAACAAGAAAGAGAGGAAAGGGAAGAAGGAAUUUUGUUGACCGUCAGUAUCGUGUUAAAGUGUUUGAUCAAACAUGACGAUAAAACAGUGUUGAGAUACUUGGUAACAGGGUUACUGAUUGUGGUGAUCGUGAACGUAGAACUUUCCUCAGCAGUACUGGAGAGAGUGCCGUUGUACCGAUCGAUCGUGAUCGGUGGCGGUACCAAACGGAAGUCUCCGAAGGGCGAAGAGACAUUAGCGCAGAGAAGUAGAGGAGGACUUGGUGAAUCGAGGAAAAAUCGAUGGCCAUCAGCGCCCAUGGGCGGCCUCGCGUUUAGGACAAGGAACAGCCCCUCCCAGAAGACCUCGCUCCGGUGGGGUGAUUGCUGCCCCCCAAACCCCAAUCCGCCGUCGUCGUCGGCCCUUUGGAAGAACCGCCAACGGGACAUGCCGCCGGUGCCCGUUUGAGGCUGUCCCCCGUUGCUGCGUGAUUGUACUCCUAGGGGUCUUCAGAGGUAUCCAAACGUUCCGAAAUCGGACCGGUCAGGAAGUCUGUGGGACCUCCGUUUUCGUCAACUCGAACAUACGCCGUUGGAGCCGUACACCCCAAAGAUGAUCAACAUCGCUGGCCUGAUCUCGAUUAUAUUGUUUUACGCGUUGAUAUUAGGCGUUGGAAUAUGGGCAGCAAGGAAAAAGGAGUCUGGCAACGACUCCGAGGAAGAGGUCAUGUUAGCUGGCCGUUCGAUCGGCUUAUUCGUUGGGAUCUUUACAAUGACAGCAACAUGGGUAGGUGGAGGUUACAUCAACGGGACAGCAGAGGCCAUUUACACGAAAGGCCUGGUCUGGUGUCAAGCACCAUUCGGAUACGCUCUGAGUCUUAUUUUUGGUGGGAUAUUCUUUGCGAACAAGAUGCGACAACAGGGGUACAUCACUAUGCUGGAUCCGCUGCAAGAUGCAUUUGGGGAACGAAUGGGUGGUCUUUUAUUUCUUCCUGCUCUAUGUGGCGAAGUAUUUUGGGCAGCAGGUAUUCUAGCUGCUUUGGGUGCCACAUUAGCAGUAAUCAUUGACAUGGAUCAGGGUGCAUCAGUCAUUCUAAGCGCCUGCAUCGCAGUUUUUUACACGCUCUUCGGCGGCCUCUAUUCUGUCGCCUACACCGACGUCAUCCAACUUUUCUGCAUUUUCAUCGGACUGUGGAUGUGCAUUCCAUUUGCCUGGUCCAACCCAAAGGUAGAGUCACUUAGUUCCAUAGAAGUUGACUGGAUCGGCGAGGUCAAAAGCGACGAGUAUUUUUAUUACAUAGAUUAUGGGUUACUUCUGAUAUUUGGUGGCAUACCUUGGCAAGUCUAUUUCCAGAGAGUACUUUCAUCUAAAACAGCUGGAAGAGCACAAGUUUUGAGUUACGUUGCUGCUUUCGGAUGCAUACUCAUGGCUAUACCACCUGUUCUCAUUGGAGCGAUAGCUAAGGCAACACCUUGGAACGAGACAGAUUAUCACGGGCCAUAUCCAUUAACGGAAUCGGAAACAAGUAUGAUAUUACCGAUGGUGUUGCAAUAUCUAACACCAGAUUUUGUUUCCUUUUUUGGAUUGGGUGCAGUAUCGGCAGCUGUUAUGUCUUCGGCAGACAGUAGUAUAUUAUCAGCCAGUUCGAUGUUCGCUAGAAAUGUUUACAAGUUGAUCUUCCGACAGCGGGCAUCGGAGAUGGAAAUAAUUUGGGUGAUGAGAGCAGGAAUCGGAGUAGUUGGUGUGUUGAGUACGGUGAUGGCCUUGACGAUACCUUCGAUCUACGGAUUAUGGUCGAUGUGUUCCGACUUGGUUUAUGUUAUUCUCUUCCCGCAACUUUUAAUGGUCGUCCAUUUCAAGGAAUAUUGCAAUACUUAUGGCAGCUUAUCCGCUUAUACAAUAGCAUUUUUGGUGAGGGUCAGUGGAGGUGAACCAUUGAUGGGUUUACCAGCAUUGAUCCAUUAUCCUUGGUACGACGAAGAAACGCAAACGCAAAUGUUCCCGUUUAGAACUAUGGCGAUGUUAAUAUCAUUGGUGACAUUGAUCCUUGUAUCGUACGGUACGCAGGUUGCUUUUGAAUCUGGUAGACUGGCUCCUGGAUACGACGUCUUUAGAUGUGUGGUAAACAUACCGGAAGACGUUGAACGGGUUGGACCAGAUCCAGCGGAAGGUGAACAAAUGGCGGUCCUUGCUGCAGGAGCUGGAAGGCUUUACGGUAGCAAGGACGAAUCACACGGACGAGUGAAUCCAGCGCUCGAGCCGGACUACGACAUGGAGCCGGGUUACAAGGCUGUUGUGCCACCUGAGGGGGUUCUCGAUGGGGGCGGGGGAGGGGGACAAUUAGGUCUUCAUGGACCAAAUGUUCCUCGCCAACCACAAUCCAGCACCGCGUUCUAAUUCCUGGUUCCGUGAUCGGAUGCUGUGACCAACAAUAACUGCGGCGGUUCGGGUACGUCUUUCUAAUUUCCUUUCUCAUAUUUAACCUAUUUCUAUCCUUCAAAUAAUGAUUUUCAUUUGUUUCUUUUCCUUACUUUCUUUCGUUUUUGCUUCUUCUCGUUAAUCUUAGAGGAUCCUUGAAAAUUCUAUCACUAAUCGGUACAACGAAUAUUUCCUAAACAAAAUAUUUCGUUCUUAAAAUUCAUUUUCCUUCGAGACAUCUGAACGUGUACUUAAAACUUAACGUAACGUAACGUAACGUAAUUGAAUCGUUCGAUAAAUUUCUUGUUGAUAAUCUAAAUUAUCAGGAAUUUUGUCGGCCGAUCCAACAAAUAUAAAUGUGUUGCACGCUUACAAUUAAUCCUUGUUAAAACGUUAUUACUUUUAUGAUGAUCAAAUGCAUGACAUAAUACUACUAGUGCUAACCGUCCAGGUGAAAGAAACAUUGUAUUUGCUAAAUAUAAUAGAGAACAAAAUUCAAAUUAAAAUGAUAUAAAAAGAGGAUAAUUUUUAGGCAAUAAAAAUCUCAGAUCGGGCGAUGUCUUUCAUCUAUUCUCUUUCUCUCUUUCUCUCUCACUCACUGUUUCUCUAUCACUUUAUCUAUUUCUUCCUUUCAUUAUGCGUGUUAUCUAUGAUUCGGAUAAACCAAAAAGAAUAUGAACAAUCACAUUUUCGGCAAAUGUUUUUUAUUCUUUUAUUUUUAAAUCGUUUGAAAUUCAAGGACACCGAUCAAUUUCAACAACAAAAGGAAUAUAACAUAUUAUAUCUUAUCUUUAUCUUUGUCCUAAGAAUAUAUAGAUCCAAAUGAUCGAUCCCACGGUUAUGUUAGAUUCGUGUCACGUUGGUAAAUACGGCGUAUAAAUAAUACAUAAGAUGAAUUCGUUCGAAAUAAAUGAAUUCUCGGUCAAUGUUCUCUUUCCUAAAUAAGAAAACGAUUUAUAAUAAGAAACAAAGAUAAAGAUAAAGAUAAAUUAGAUUAAAGUAAUCGGAGUUCCUUGAACAAAUGACGAUUUUUCAAUUGAUUUAAUAAUUUGUUUGAUUUUUUCGUACCCGUACCGCCUAUUAGGCCUAGUAAUUUCCUUGUUUUUAUUUAAAAAAAAUAAAAAAUGAAUAAAUAAAAAAUUA